GCUUAUAUACUCAAGUACUCAAGACAGGUGAUAUCUGCAUUAAUCUCUUCAGAUCCAGAGCAUCAUCAUAAUCUUCAUCAUCAUCAUCAUCAGUCAUGAUCUCUCGCUCUCACCUGCUGGUUCUGCUUGUUCUCGCCUGUCUUCAGUCCUUCCCAAUGGCUCAGAAUGCAAACGGACCAAAGAAAUGCUGUUUCACUUAUCAGACAAAUCAAAUCCCUGUAAAACACAUCGCAAAAUAUGAAAUAACAGAAGCUCAAUGUUCAAAACCUGGAAUCAUCUUUACCAUGAAAGACACUCGUCAGGUGUGUGCAGAUCCCCACGUCGACUGGGUGAAGAGCAACAUGAACAAACUUGACAAGCAAUGACCAGCCUUUAAAUCAUUUCUCCAUUAAUACCAGUGUUUAUAUCGGUUUGUUUGUUAACUAUAUGCUCUUUUUUUUUUUUUUUUUUUUUUGGUCAAUAAGAAUGCCUUUAUUUUUAUUUAAUCUAUAUAAAUCCUU
Molecule: messenger RNA, 500 nt
Organism: Tachysurus fulvidraco (yellow catfish)
Lineage: Eukaryota; Metazoa; Chordata; Actinopteri; Siluriformes; Bagridae
Product: C-C motif chemokine 3-like
Exons: 3
Coding region: 96-365 (89 amino acids)
Biological process (GO): inflammatory response; cellular response to type II interferon; cellular response to tumor necrosis factor
Cellular component (GO): extracellular region
Molecular function (GO): chemokine activity; CCR chemokine receptor binding
Source: RefSeq, a predicted model, not a curated record